Molecule: messenger RNA, 558 nt
Organism: Sorghum bicolor (sorghum)
Lineage: Eukaryota; Viridiplantae; Streptophyta; Magnoliopsida; Poales; Poaceae
Product: proline-rich receptor-like protein kinase PERK9
Exons: 1
Coding region: 1-558 (185 amino acids)
Source: RefSeq, a predicted model, not a curated record
AUGGCGCCGCCACCUCCCUUUUCUCCUCUGCUCCCAAGCAGCGCCGCCGCCGUAUUAGCCUCGCCCUCGGCGCCUCGACGUCGCGCGCCGAGCCACGCCGCACCGGAGCCGUGGCCACACCACCACCCCACCUCGUCGCCGCGGUGCCACGUCCCUGGUUUGUCAAGUCGGAGCCUCGCUCCUCUCAGAACAUCACCGACGACCAAGACGCCGAGCAGCAGCAACGUCGGCCGCGACCCCGACGAAGCUCCCCUCGACGUCGCGCACGGACCACGCCGUGGCCACGCCGAGCCCCGUCCCCGAGCACCACUGAGCAAGGAGCCGUCCAUGCUGGCCAUGGAGACCGCGACCCCGACCCCGAUGUUGGUCUGCGCCACCACGACGACGCCGUGCUCGUGCCCCGUCGCCCCCGCGUCGACCUCGUCCCCGGAGCGCGUCCUCGUCAACAACGCCAGCACCGAGCCAACCACGACGCCUCCGUCUCCACCCCGUGAGCACCAGGACGCCGUCCCCGCCAGGACGUCGCGAUGGUCACCGCAUCAGCACCGGCCAUGGUAA